Poeciliopsis prolifica (blackstripe livebearer) is the source of this 1375-nucleotide messenger RNA. RefSeq names its product tumor necrosis factor, alpha-induced protein 1 (endothelial) (gene tnfaip1). The record is from RefSeq and is a predicted model, not a curated record. Gene Ontology annotation, biological process: negative regulation of Rho protein signal transduction; proteasome-mediated ubiquitin-dependent protein catabolic process; protein ubiquitination. Gene Ontology annotation, molecular function: protein binding; ubiquitin-protein transferase activity. Gene Ontology annotation, cellular component: Cul3-RING ubiquitin ligase complex. Bases 272 to 1252 code for a protein of 326 amino acids. Lineage: Eukaryota; Metazoa; Chordata; Actinopteri; Cyprinodontiformes; Poeciliidae. The transcript has 8 exons.
AGAAGAAGUUGGCAUUACAUUUCCAGAAUCUUUGCCUAUUUAAACCUGAAAACAGUAAAAACAAUCCAAAGUGGACGGAAAGUACCAGAAGACUGUAUGUUUAAGGCUUCAGAAGAAAAAGACUGCAGAGCGGAGUCAGGCUGCAGCGUCACAGUGAAAUAUGAAUGGUCUGAAGCCAUGAGAGGUUGAGACAGCCUCGUCAAAAGCUGUCACCACGGCGGGGGACCUACGAAUCUCCGUGUGCAAGGUGGUCAUCUACCUCCAGAGGAACAUGUCCGGGGAACGCUGCCUACCGCAGAAUCAUAGCCAGGAUGAUCCCUCCUCUCCACAUCCCCUUGUGUUUUGUCCCAAGACCAAAACCUGUAGUUACCGAGGAGCAGUGACUCUGGGCAACAAGUAUGUCCGACUCAAUGUUGGAGGGAUACUCUUUUUCACCCCGCUGCAGGUCCUCACCAGCCAGAACUCACUGCUGGGAGCCAUGUUCGGUGGAAAGACGGAAGUCUUCACUGAUAAGGAAGGUUGGGUCCUGAUUGACCGGAGUGGAAAACACUUCAACAGUAUUCUGAAUUAUCUGCGUGACGGUACCGUCACCUUACCCAAAGGUCGUCAGGCUGUUCAGGAGCUCCUGGCUGAGGCAAAGUACUACCUCAUCCAGGGCCUUGUAGAGCUCUGUCAAAAUACUCUGCAGGGUAAUAAAGAGCAACCUAUGUGUAUCAUACCUGUGAUUACUUCCUGUAAAGAAGAGGAAGAGCUCGUCCAGUCAUCCUCAAAGCCUAUAGUGAAGCUGUUGUACAACAGAAGCAACAACAAAUACUCCUAUACCAGCAACUCGGAUGAUAACCUGCUGAAGAACAUCGAGCUGUUUGACAGGCUGUCCCUCAGCUUCAACAGCCGUGUCCUCUUCUUUAAAGACGUGAUCGGACAUGAGAUCUGCUGCUGGUCCUUCUAUGGUCAGGGUCGCAAGCUGGCGGAGGUCUGCUGCACCUCCAUUGUCUAUGCCACAGAGAAGAAGCAGACCAAGGUGGAGUUCCCUGAAGCUCGCAUCUAUGAGGAGACUCUGAACACUUUACUUUAUGAGACCUUGCCACUGCCAGACAACUCCCUGCUGGAGGCCACCCGGCGAAGCUACAAUAACUGUGGUUCUCUAAGCGAGGAAGAGGACGGGCAUGGGGGGACGGAACUACGCGAGCGCGUCCGCAGAAUCCACAUUAAGCGAUACAGCACGUAUGAUGACCGCCCACUGGGACACUGAGACUCAAAACCACUGUGCUGCUACUUUUAUUCAAGCAGGUUGUGAGCUGCAUGUAACCUCAUGUCAACUUCUGCACUUUGUCCUUCAUUAUCAAAAACUACAUAAAUUACUCAUAAUUCCUGA